Messenger RNA from Gigantopelta aegis, 3183 nucleotides. RefSeq lists its product as uncharacterized. The record is from RefSeq and is a predicted model, not a curated record. The coding region runs from base 1 to 615 and encodes 204 amino acids. The transcript is spliced from 4 exons. NCBI's taxonomy places the organism in Eukaryota, Metazoa, Mollusca, Gastropoda, Neomphalida, Peltospiridae.
AUGAAACACGACCUUGAGCUUAACCUUGACCCCACGGGUCGACAGAAGCUAACGGUGCCAUACAGAUUACCCAGAAUUCCCCCACGAAGUAUUUCACCAGUUGAUGCUGUUGUGGAGGAGAAUCGCCCCAGACGUUCGGAAACGAUGUGGGGACGCUUUGGGUACGAAGCAGCAAUAAGAAUCCCCACGUUGCUGCCGUCAGUGAACAAGAUGAUGGUGAAUACACCGAACCCGAGCACGAGCCUGGCCGUGCCGAGAUUUCAGAACGCCGGCAUCAUGCCGCUCAAAUAUCGACAGCGGCAUAGAAUGGAAGAUGACAUGAUCAGGAGUCUGCUUCAGAAAGCCGAUAAAGCCCACACGGCAAGGGAGACAACUACAUGUCGCGGCGACCCGAGUCCGACCCCGGUGUACAGUCGAGUGUCGUCCCCCACCAAGUCGGCCAGAAGUAUCCACUGGACACUUGGCGACCACGUCAUAACCAACUCACCUCUCUUUGACAGAAAGGGUCGAAGCCGAGCACAGGGGCCAUUCUCCAGAGAGUUCACCGUGACGUGUUUCGCCCCACACAACUGGCUCCGACUCAAGCUGGGCCGAUCUAGAUCCAUGAUGCAUUAGUAACCAAGAUUUUGUGUUAUUACUGGUUACACUGUAUAUGACAAUGAUGCAUUACUAUUACUAUUAGUAACCAUUAUGUUGUCUCGGUAUACUUUACAUGACUAAUGCAUUUGUAACUAAGAGACUAUGAUGUAUCAGUAACCAACGUUGGUCUCAUCAUUUUUAAUGCUGGUUACACUGUACAUGACUAGGGGAGAUAAUUCGGGUAAUUGCGGACAUCGGCAAAAUGCGGACAGUCUCGACCAUACUGCCGCUACAUUCCAUUUUUGUACAUUAAACAACUCAUUUUAUUGUCUGCAAAUUGUAAUGAGACUACAGAUAGUUCUUGAAAAUCCAUAUUUCUAUUUUUAUCCCAGUGUCACUUUACAAACAAAAACAAACAUUCACAAAAAUAGUAUUUUACGUCACAUCGGUCACGUGAUAUCAUUUAUUUCUUCAAACGUUUUCACUGGAUAGGUCUACCAAAUUUCAAGUAAAACAUUUCAGAAUGAGAGAAUACAUCUGUGUAUUUUAAGAAUCUUUUAUAAUAAGAUACAUAGCAAUUUUAAAAACCCAAAAACAAUCGUAUUAACAAUAAUUGAUAAAAUUAACAGAAUAAACUCGUCCGCAGUUGAACGACUACAUAAACCGCAGUAGUUUAAUUGCGGACAACAUAAUAAGCACACUGCAGGAAUCAUCUAUUCUAAAUAAAUAUUUGUUUUAUAUAAUAAUAAACUCAUUUUUAUUUCAUUUCAAUUGUGUUUAAAAUAGCAACAUUUGGAUCAAUGCGGUUUGAAUGGCACAAGAAACAAAAACGUGGGUUCAGAAAAUAACUUUAACCUAAUUGCAUAUAAUUACUGUUUUACUCAGUUUGUUUCUUCAGAAGAUGACAAAAGAUAAUUUUACAGAUUUACUAGUUUAAUUAUUUAUAUUUUGUAACAAAAUAAAUGUCUAAAAUGCUGUGGAUUAAAAGAAAAUUGUAUCCAUUGACCAUGUCCGCAUUUUGCCGACGUAUAUGUCCGCAUUUUGCCUCCUCUUACCAUUCGUACUUUAUUAUAAUUCAUGGUAACAAAAUAAAAUCUACCCAAUGGCCGAUUGUGAUAUAUAGUGACAGGAAAAACAGCCAAUCAAGUUCAUUUAAAUUUUAGAUAGGCGUUAUCGUGUAGUGUUCUGUUUCCAUGUGGCAAAUACAGCGGAAGCCAGUGUCCACAAUUACCCGAAUCUCCCCUGUGAUGCAUUAGUAACCAAAGAUGAUGUCAUAUUCUUUUAAUGCUGGUAUAUACACUGUAUACAACAGUGAUGCAUUAGUAACCAAAGAUGAUGUCAUCUUUUUUUUUUUUAAAUACUGGUUACAUCAUACACAACAGUAAUGCAUUAAUAACCAAGCUAUCUUAUUUUUAAUACUGGUUAUAUUACACAUGACAGCGAUGUAUUAGUAAGCAAAAUUGUCAUUUUUAUACUGGUUACAUUUUUUAUGUCAUGUGUCAUGUUAAUACUGGUUACACUUUACUUGUCAGUUAUGCACUGAUAACCAAAAUGUAUUACUGCCAUGUAUAGUGUAACCAACAUAAAUUCAUUUCAGGGCUUGAACUUAAAAAUUUGUCUCCCACGGCAGUUUAAAAACAAAAUUGCCAUGGGUGAAAGGGCCCACCAGUGGCAGUUCAAAGCCUGCCCAUGGCAAUUGAAAAAAGAAAAAACUUUUGUAGCAAAUAAAUAAGACUGAAAGGUUAUUUUGCUGUAUGAAGACAUAUUUUAAAUGUACUAAUGUUAUAUACUGGCAUCUAAUGUACACCAGGUGUAAACAUUUUGCCAUCACUGAGGAACAUUACUGAUGGUACUAUUGUGCCGUUGGUGAUGUUCCCGACCUACAGCAAUUUAUAUCUCAACAACGGCAAUUGUUGUUGGUGCCGUUGUUAAGUUCGAGCCCUGAGAUGGAUUUAUGUUGGUUACACUGUGCAUGACAGUAAUACAUUAGUAAUAGAGACAUGACAGAAAAGACUUAUUAUAUGUAACCGACAAUACUGUUGCUUACAACAGAAGCAGUGGUUACAUACAUGUAAUAUUAAGUCAGGAUUUCAACAUAAUAUCCCAUGGAGAAUGGUUUCAUUAUGUUUUGGAUGUAAUGUUAACCAAUAAUGACAUUGAAGUCCCAACAAAACAAUGGUUACAGUAUGUGCAGGAUGUAUCAGCAACCAGAGUUUAUCUCAAAAGACUACGGGUUCCAACAAAACUACAUAACUGCAGUAUGUCAGAGUUGAAUUAAUUAGGAUUCAAGAACAGUACCAGAGUAACCUUCCAUGGGUUACAAAAAGAAAAAUGGUGACAUGAACUAAAAAUGAUGCAGAAUAAACUUGAAAUUCAGCAUUCGAAAUAAUCACUUGUCCGUCUGUCCUGACAAGUGAAAAUCUUCUCAGACAAGCAAAAUAUACCUCAAUGAUUGUUAAGUGGACAAGUAAAAAUUUUCAAUGUCGUUUUGUUUUGAGCGAUCAAAAACAUACUUGUACUUGAAUAAAACAAAAUAUAUAUAUUGUAUUUUGACAAGUGAAAAUAUUGGUGGACAUGUCAGGGCCGUAGCUAGCAUGGGGGCAA